This is a messenger RNA of Sphenostylis stenocarpa, 1254 nucleotides long. The record is from the annotation of a GenBank genome assembly. NCBI's taxonomy places the organism in Eukaryota, Viridiplantae, Streptophyta, Magnoliopsida, Fabales, Fabaceae.
AUGUCUUUCUUGGAGUUCCGACCUCUCGACGAUAAGAGCCUCAUCGAAUACAUAAAGUCCGUUCCUUCUCUCUCCUCCAAACUCGCGGGCAAUUUUGACGACUUGUCAGUUAAAGAAGUCGGAGAUGGCAACCUUAACUUCGUUUACAUUGUUUCCAACUCCGCAGGUUCUUUUGUCAUCAAACAGGCUCUGCCGUACGUUCGUUGCAUAGGGGAAUCGUGGCCUAUGACGAAGGAGAGAGCGUAUUUUGAGUCGCUGGCGCUGAAAGAAGAGGGCCGUCUAAGCCCUGAGCAUGUCCCUGAAGUGUAUCACUUUGAUCGGACGAUGUCCUUGAUCGCCAUGCGUUACUUGGAGCCCCCUCAUAUAAUCCUAAGAAAAGGGUUGAUUGCAGGAAUUGAAUACCCUCUUUUAGCUAAGGAUAUGGCUGAUUUUAUGGCAAAGACACUCUUCUUCACGUCUCUGCUUUUCCGUUCCACUACUGAGCACAAACGAGACGUUGCCGAGUUUUGUGGGAAUGUGGAGUUAUGCAGGCUUACUGAGCAGGUAGUUUUCUCUGACCCUUAUAAAGUUUCUGAAUAUAAUCGUUGGACUGCCCCCUAUCUUGAUAGUGAUGCCAAGGCUGUUCGGGAAGACAACCUGCUGAAGCUUGAAGUUGCUGAGCUGAAAUCUAAGUUCAUUGAGAGGUCCCAGGCACUAUUACAUGGAGAUCUACACACUGGUUCGGUGAUGGUUACUCGUGAAUCAACUCAAGUUAUUGAUCCAGAAUUUGCAUUUUAUGGACCAAUGGGUUUUGAUAUUGGAGCAUUCUUGGGAAACCUGAUUUUGGCUUUCUUUGCUCAAGACGGGCAUGCUGAUCAAACAAAUGAUCGAAAAGCCUAUAAGGAGUGGAUUCUUAAGACAAUCGAAGACAGUUGGAACCUUUUCCAGCACAAAUUCACUUCACUUUGGGAUGAACACAGAAAUGGUGCUGGUGAAGCGUAUCUUCCAGCAAUCUAUAACAAUCCUGAGGUUCAACUCCUUGUACAGAAGAAAUACAUGACAGAUUUGUUUCACGAUAGUCUUGGAUUUGGUGCUGCUAAAAUGAUAAGGAGAAUUGUUGGUGUGGCACAUGUUGAGGAUUUCGAAUCCAUUGCUGAUGCUGAUAAACGGGCAACUUGUGAACGUCGAGCUCUUGAUCUAGCUAAGAUGCUUCUCAAAGAAAGAAGAAAAUUUGAAAGCAUUGCUGAAAUUAUUUCAGCCAUUCGCCAAUACUAG